UGGGAAAUAUAAGACACUUCAUGCAAUGAAUCGUCUUCGUGUACCUUUUAUUCGUGAUGGUUUAAUUAGAAAAUAUGGACAUGGGAAUAGUUCAGCAGAUGCACUGAAGGGAUUGAAGCUGCUUGAUGUUGGAUGUGGAGGAGGAAUACUCACAGAGGCUUUGGCAAGUUUUUCCGCUGAUGUAACAGGCAUUGAUCCAUCUGAGGAACUCAUAGCUAUCGCCAGGGAGCAUGUAAAGGAGAAUUGCCUCCUUUCACAGAGAAUAACUUAUAAAAUUGAGACAAUUGAGGAGCAUUCAGCUCGAAAUCAAGGAAAAUACGAUGCAGUAAUACUUUCAGAAGUAAUUGAGCAUGUAAAUGAACAAGAAACUUUUUUAAAACUCUGCAUUGAUGCUGUAAAGCCCGGAGGAUCAAUUUUUCUUUCAACGUUCAAUAGAACUCCGCUAUCAUAUUUUUGGGGAAUAUUUCUAGCAGAGGAUGUCUAUAAAGUUAUACUGAAGAACACUCAUGAAUGGAGCAAAUUUAUUUCACCUCAAGAAACGCAAAGGAUCUUUGAGACAAAUGACUGCAAAGUUGAACAGCUCAAAGGACUCCUGUAUUUGUACUCUCCUUGGAAUACUUGGGUGUGGACUAAAUCAACUGCAGUGACUUAUAUUCAGCAUGCUGUAAAAAAUUGUAAUUAA
Molecule: messenger RNA, 682 nt
Organism: Lutzomyia longipalpis
Lineage: Eukaryota; Metazoa; Arthropoda; Insecta; Diptera; Psychodidae
Product: ubiquinone biosynthesis O-methyltransferase, mitochondrial-like
Exons: 3
Coding region: 26-682 (218 amino acids)
Biological process (GO): ubiquinone biosynthetic process
Molecular function (GO): 2-methoxy-6-polyprenyl-1,4-benzoquinol methyltransferase activity
Source: RefSeq, a predicted model, not a curated record